CAUUUUGAACCAGAUGGACAACCACCAUUACGCGCACUACAUCGACAUCUUCAAGACGCGCCAUGACAUCAUUGACUUCCUGAUGGAGACAUUUAUCAUGUUUAAGGAUCUCAUCGGGAAGGCAGUGUAUCCAAAGGACUGGAUGGUGAUGAACAUGGUGCAGAACAGGGUCUUCCUCCGCGCCAUCACUCAGUUUUCAGUCGUGCUCACUAAACGCUUCCUCGACCCGGCGAACUUCGAGCUGCAGCUCUGGAACAAUUACUUCCACCUGGGAGUGGCGUUCCUGGUCCAGGACCCGCUGCAGCUGGAAACCUUCUCCGUGGAAAAGCGCCAGAAGAUUGUUGACAAAUACGGGGACAUGCGAAAAACAAUUGGUUUCCAGGUUCGGGAUAUGUGGUACAAUCUCGGUCCCCACAAGAUCAAGUUUAUCCCGGGAAUGGUUGGACCGAUCCUGGAGAUGACCCUGGUUCCCGAGCCCGAGCUCCGAAGAGCUACCAUCCCCAUCUUCUUCGACAUGAUGCAGUGUGAAUACAGUGUGAACUACUCAUUUCACAUGUUUGAGAACGAGCUCAUCACAAAACUGGACCAAGAGGUGGAAGGAGGACGGGGAGACGAACAGUACAAGGUCAUUCUGGAGAGAAUCUUGCUGGAGCACUGCAGGCAGCACAGGUACCUUGCGACGUCGGGAGAGGCCUUCGUUCUGCUAGUGAGCAGCCUCCUGGAGAACCUUCUGGACUACCGGACCAUUAUGCACGACGAGAGCAAGGAGAACCAGAUGUGCUGCACGGUCAACGUCUUGACGUUCUAUAAGGAAAAGAAACGGGAAGAUAUUUACAUCAGGUAAAAACGUAUCGCGUUUCGGAAAUCUUUCGAAGAAGGGC
Molecule: messenger RNA, 881 nt
Organism: Rhincodon typus (whale shark)
Lineage: Eukaryota; Metazoa; Chordata; Chondrichthyes; Orectolobiformes; Rhincodontidae
Product: dedicator of cytokinesis protein 5-like
Exons: 9
Coding region: 14-844 (276 amino acids)
Biological process (GO): cell migration; small GTPase-mediated signal transduction
Cellular component (GO): cytoplasm; plasma membrane
Molecular function (GO): small GTPase binding; guanyl-nucleotide exchange factor activity
Source: RefSeq, a predicted model, not a curated record